GGAAGCUUGUACGGCUGUGGUGAGAGUAAUCGUGUUCUCUUUAUCCGGCGGUUUCGAUUUCGAUAUCCUCCUGUGUGGUGUCUUCUUCCUGGGUUUUUCAAUCGGCGCCGUUUCCUACAUUUUCUUCAAUUUCUGAGUAUGUCAGGUGAGAUAGAGGUUGUCGAGCAAAGGAAACCUGAUGAUGCACCCAAAUCAAGUGCCCGCAAUGAUGAUUCACAAAACUCAAGUACAAGUUGUGUGCCUAACUUUGUGCUGUGUGGAAAAUCCCCCAAAGUUACCCAACCGCAGCAGAAGAAAGAUGUGGUCCACGAGAAACCACUGAUGGAUUCACCUUCACUGAACAGUGCGCAGAGCUCUAUGAGAAGGCGGAUGGGAGCUGCUUUGUCCAAGUUUGAUAAGAGAGGGACGGGGAAGCCAGAGACAAAGACUGAAGGAAAGGGAAACAAUGGAACAACUGAGAAGAAACAGGAAGACAACAAAAGUGAGGUAAAGGGGGAAGAGGGACAUAUCAACGAUCCUGUGAGAAACGGAGAGAUAGUCACUGUCCCUGUCCCUGUCCCUGUCCCUGAGAAGAAAGACGAAGUGAACAAAAGUGAGAUAAAAGAAGAAGGCAAUGUUGAGAACAAGGAGGAAGAAGGACAUAUUAGCUGUGAAGAAAAUGGUGUGGGAAACGAAGAGAUAAUGACUGUCCCUGAUUUAACUACUGCAAUUAGUGGUCUCAAGGAAGCAGUGGAUCAAUUAACUAAUGCAAUCACCAAAAACUUUGAGGAGGAUCCAUUAGACAAACACUAUGAGACGCUGUGUAAGGCGGUACAAAUUGUAGCAGUAUUCACCACGGCGGGGUCAUUCUAUAACCCUCCUGGAGGAUUAGAUACGUACGGACAUAUCAGGUUUAGAAGGUCAGCGGGCUAUAAGGUGUACCAUGUGUUGAGCGACCUCUCCUUUCUGCUGGCAUAUGUGAACUUGGUUCAUGUUUUAAAGCCCGUGUCAGAGGAAAACAGGGAGAGUGAGUUGAAGUUAAAGAUUGCCAUAGGAUGGGCUGUUCUGUGGCUCACAGUGAUAUUGUUCCUUGGUUCGUUUGUGGCAGCCUUCUGGGUUGUUUAUCCAGAUGAAUCACUUGAGACCUGGCCUAGGUGGUUCACGUUAGGAACGGCCUUGCUGAAAGUUGUGUGGAGCUUGGUGUUUCUUUUUGGUAUGAAGUGUUGGCGUAUAGUACGUGGGUGGGUGUGUUAAAGAUUGCUAUAUCAGAGGAUGGGAGAGUUUUUGUUUAAUGUCAAUGUGUGUGUUUGGUUCUGUGUCUGUGUUGACUCAAGUAGAGGACGUUUGUGCAAUUGAAACAUGAUAAAAU
Molecule: messenger RNA, 1348 nt
Organism: Capsella rubella
Lineage: Eukaryota; Viridiplantae; Streptophyta; Magnoliopsida; Brassicales; Brassicaceae
Exons: 4
Coding region: 139-1233 (364 amino acids)
Source: RefSeq, a predicted model, not a curated record